AUGAGUGGCCGUUCUAUCCCAUACUCCAGUGCCCCGCUCCGUUCCGUCAAGGAAGUCCAAUUUGGUCUUCUUUCCCCGGAAGAAAUUCGCGCAAUUUCCGUUGCCAAGAUUGAGUACCCUGAAACCAUGGAUGAGUCCCGUCAGAAACCGAGAGAAAGUGGUUUGAACGAUCCGAGGUUAGGCUCCAUCGACCGUAACUUCAAGUGCCAGACUUGUGGUGAAGACAUGAACGAGUGUCCCGGGCAUUUCGGGCACAUAGAGCUCGCCAAGCCGGUUUUCCACAUCGGGUUCAUCGCCAAGAUCAAGAAGGUUUGCGAGUGUAUCUGUAUGAACUGUGGUAAGUUACUUUUGGACGACACUAACCCAAUGAUGUUCCAGGCAAUGAAGAUCAGAGACCCGAAGAAGCGUUUCAACGCUGUCUGGAACUUAUGUAAAACUAAAAUGGUCUGUGAGGCUGACUUGCCCUCCGACGAUGCCUUUGACAAGCCGGUGACCCGUGGUGGGUGCGGUAAUUCGCAGCCGACCGUCCGUAAGGAUGGGUUGAAGUUGUGGGGUACCUGGAAGAAGGACAAGAACUACGAGGAGAACGAGCAGCCGGAACGUCGCGUCUUGACCCCGACGGAGAUUCUCAACGUUUUCAAGCACAUCAGCCCUGAGGACUGCCACAGAUUGGGGUUCAACGAAGACUACGCACGUCCCGAAUGGAUGUUGAUCACCGUGUUGCCUGUUCCUCCGCCGCCAGUCCGUCCGUCGAUUGCGUUCAACGAAACCGCCAGAGGUGAGGAUGAUUUGACCUACAAGCUUGCCGAAGUCUUGAAGACGAACAUUUCUGUCCAGAAGUUGGAGAUGGAUGGGUCCCCACAGCACGUCAUCAGUGAAAUCGAGACCUUGCUCCAGUUCCACGUCGCGACCUACAUGGAUAACGACAUUGCCGGGCAGCCGCAGGCUAUGCAGAAAUCUGGUCGUCCGAUCAAGUCCAUCAGAGCCAGAUUAAAGGGUAAGGAAGGUCGUCUUAGAGGUAACUUGAUGGGGAAGCGUGUGGAUUUCUCGGCCCGUACCGUCAUUUCCGGUGACCCUAACUUGGACUUGGACCAAGUCGGUGUGCCAAAGUCGAUUGCCCGUACCUUGACCUACCCCGAAAUCGUCACCCCUUACAACAUUCACCGCCUUACAGAGUUGGUGCGUAACGGUCCGAACGAACAUCCGGGCGCCAAGUAUGUGAUCCGUGAUACCGGUGACCGUAUCGAUCUCCGGUACCACAAGAGGGCUGGUGACAUUGCGUUGCAGUACGGCUGGAAGGUGGAGCGCCACCUUAUGGAUGACGACCCCGUAUUGUUCAACCGUCAGCCGUCCUUGCACAAGAUGUCCAUGAUGGCGCAUAGAGUUAAGGUCAUGCCUUACUCCACCUUCAGGCUUAACUUGUCCGUCACCUCUCCGUACAACGCCGAUUUCGACGGUGAUGAGAUGAACUUGCACGUACCGCAGUCCGAGGAGACGAGAGCGGAGUUGUCCCAGAUCUGUGCCGUUCCGUUGCAGAUCAUCUCUCCACAAUCCAACAAGCCGAUCAUGGGUAUCGUGCAAGACACUUUAUGUGGUGUGCGUAAGAUGACUCUCCGUGACAACUUCGUGGAGUACGACCAGGUGAUGAACAUGUGUUUCUGGAUUCCAGACUGGGAUGGAGUGAUCCCAGAGCCGGCGAUCUUGAAGCCAAAGCCGUUGUGGACCGGUAAGCAGUUGUUAUCCUUGUGUAUUCCAAAGGGUAUCCACUUACAGAGGUUUGACGGUGGCGCCUCGUGGUCCAGUCCGACCGAUUCGGGGAUGCUUAUCAUCGACGGUGAGGUCUUGUUUGGCGUUGUUGACAAGAAGACCGUCGGUGCUACCGCCGGCGGUUUGAUCCACACAGUCAUGAGAGAGAAGGGGUCUGCCGUCUGUGCCAAGUUGUUUGGUAACAUGCAGAAAGUGGUAAACUUCUGGUUGUUGCACAACGGGUUCUCCAUUGGUAUCGGUGACACCAUUGCCGAUGCAAGUACCAUGAGAGAAAUCACCAACACCAUUUCCGAGGCCAAGGAGAAGGUGCAGGAGAUCAUCUUACUGGCCCACCUCAACACCUUGGAGCCGGAGCCAGGUAUGACCUUGCGUGAGUCUUUCGAGAAUAACGUCUCUCGUGUGUUGAACCAGGCUCGUGAUACUGCUGGUCGUUCUGCUGAAAUGAACUUGAAGGAUUUGAACAAUGUGAAGCAGAUGGUUGUGUGUGGGUCCAAGGGUUCGUUUAUUAAUAUUUCCCAGAUGUCCGCCUGCGUUGGGCAGCAGAUUGUUGAAGGUAGGCGUAUUCCGUUCGGGUUUGCCGACCGUACCUUACCGCAUUUCACAAAGGAUGACUACUCUCCAGAGUCCAAGGGUUUCGUUGAGAACUCGUACCUUAGAGGGUUGACGCCACAGGAGUUCUUCUUCCACGCCAUGGCUGGUCGUGAAGGUCUUAUCGAUACCGCUGUGAAGACUGCCGAAACCGGUUACAUCCAGCGUCGUUUGGUUAAGGCCUUGGAAGACAUCAUGGUGCACUACGAUUCCACCGCCAGAAACUCGUUGGGUGAUGUGAUCCAGUUCGUGUACGGUGAAGAUGGUAUUGAUGGUACCCAGGUGGAGAAGCAGACCAUCGACACCAUUCCGGGUUCCGAUGUUGUGUUUGACCGUCGUUACCGUAUCGACCUUUUGGACAAUACCCACGGCAUCAACCCAUCUUUGUUGGAGUCCGGCAGUGAAAUUGUCGGUGACGUGAAGUUGCAGAAGAUUGUGGACGAGGAGUACAACCAGUUGUUGUCUGACCGUAAGUACUUGAGAGAGGUGUGUUUCCCUAACGGUGACCACAACUGGCCUUUGCCAGUCAACCUCCGUCGUGUUGUUCAAAACGCUCAGCAGAUUUUCCACGUUGACCGUGCUAAAGCCAGUGAUUUGACCCUCGACGAGAUUGUGACCAAGGUCCAAGUCUUGUGUUCCAAGCUUCUCGUGAUUCGCGGUAAGACUGAGCUUAUGCAGGAGGCCCAGUCCAACGCUACCUUGUUGUUCCUGUGCCUUUUGCGUUCCCGUCUUUCUGCCCGUCGUGUCUUGGAGGAGUACAGACUUAACCGUUUGGCCUUUGACUGGAUUGUCGGUGAGGUUGAGGCCCAGUUCCAGAAGUCUAUUGUCCACCCCGGUGAGAUGGUUGGUGUGGUUGCCGCCCAGUCCAUUGGUGAACCGGCUACCCAGAUGACCUUGAACACUUUCCAUUACGCGGGUGUAUCGUCCAAGAACGUGACUCUUGGUGUGCCUCGUCUUAAGGAAAUUCUUAACGUCGCGAAGAACAUCAAGACGCCGGCUCUUACGGUGUACUUGGAGCCGGAAAUCGCUGCUGACAUCGAAAAGGCCAAGGUUAUCCAGUCUGCUAUCGAACACACUUCUUUGAAGAACGUGACGUCUGCCACUGAAAUUUACUACGACCCCGAUCCAAGAACCACUGUUAUUGAGGAGGAUCUCGACACUGUCGAGUCUUUCUUUGCCAUUCCGGAUGAGAAGGUUGAGGAAUCCAUCGACAAGCAGUCGCCGUGGUUGCUUCGUCUUGAGCUUGAUCGUGCCAAAAUGUUGGAUAAAGAGUUGACAAUGAGUCAAGUUGCGGAGAAGAUCUCCAAAUCGUUUGGGAAGGAUCUUUUCGUCAUCUGGUCCGAAGAUAAUGCUGACAAGCUUAUCAUCCGUUGUCGUGUAGUUCGUGAUCCAAAGGACAUGGAUGAGGAUGCUGACGCUGAAGAAGAUCAGAUGCUUAAGCUUAUCGAGGCCAACAUGCUUGAAGAGAUCUCUCUUAGGGGUAUCCCAGGUAUCACCAGAGUGUUUAUGAUGCAACACAAGAGAAAUGAGCCGGAUGCCACCGGUGAGUACAAGCAAGGCAUGGAGUGGGUGCUUGAAACGGAUGGAUGUAACUUGGCCGAUGUGAUGUCCGUGCCUGGUGUCGACUCGAGCCGUAUUUACUCCAACUCGUUCGUUGAGGUGCUUACUGUUCUCGGGAUCGAAGCGACUCGUGCAGCUUUGUACAGAGAAAUCCAGAACGUGUUGGGUUUCGAUGGUUCUUACGUCAACUACCGCCAUAUGGCUAUUUUGGUCGAUGUCAUGACGUCUCGUGGCCACCUUAUGGCCAUUACUCGUCACGGUAUCAACAGAAACGAUACGGGUGCUCUUAUGCGUUGUUCGUUUGAGGAAACCGUUGAGAUUCUUCUCGAAGCCGGUGCUGCUGCCGAGUUGGACGAUUGUCGUGGUAUUUCCGAGAACGUUAUGUUAGGCCAAAUUGCUCCGUUGGGUACCGGUGCGUUCGAUGUCAUGGUCGAUGAGAGUAUGUUGAGCUCUCUUCCAAUAAACAACAACUUGCAAGUGGUUCCUAUUGGUAACCAGGCUUCUGAUGGUGCUGCUACUCCGUACGACAACCAUGGUGCGGACCAGGAUGAUUGGGUGCAAGGUGGCGAUGACAUUAUGUUUUCUCCUAUGGCUGAUGCCGGUCACGGUGACGAGGAGCGUGGUGGUCUUACUGCCUAUGGUGACCAAAGUGCUUACCAGCCAACUUCCCCAGGUAUGUCUGCGACUUCACCCUUCAGCUAUGCGCCUACCUCCCCAGGCUACGGUGUCACCUCGCCAAGCUUUGGUGUCACUUCCCCAACCUACUCCCCAACGUCACCUACCUACUCUCCUACCUCGCCAUCUUACUCCCCAACGUCGCCAAGCUACUCCCCAACCUCCCCGUCGUACUCCCCAACCUCUCCGUCGUACUCCCCAACCUCCCCAUCGUACUCUCCAACCUCCCCAUCGUACUCCCCAACCUCUCCGUCAUACUCUCCAACCUCCCCAUCGUACUCCCCAACCUCUCCAUCAUACUCUCCAACCUCUCCUUCCUACUCCCCAACCUCUCCUUCCUACUCUCCUACCUCUCCUUCCUACUCUCCUACCUCUCCUUCCUACUCUCCUACCUCUCCUUCUUACUCUCCUACCUCCCCAUCGUACUCGCCAACCUCCCCGCAGUACUCUCCAACCUCUCCAUCGUACUCUCCAACCUCUCCAUCAUACUCUCCAACAUCCCCAAGUUACUCCCCUACAUCUCCACAAUACACUCCGGGCUCACCUACUUACGACCCUGAGAGUAACAACAAGAAUAACUAG
Molecule: messenger RNA, 5172 nt
Organism: Babjeviella inositovora NRRL Y-12698
Lineage: Eukaryota; Fungi; Ascomycota; Pichiomycetes; Serinales
Gene: RPO21
Product: DNA-directed RNA polymerase II subunit RPB1
Exons: 2
Coding region: 1-5172 (1723 amino acids)
Biological process (GO): transcription by RNA polymerase II
Cellular component (GO): RNA polymerase II, core complex
Molecular function (GO): DNA binding
Source: RefSeq, a predicted model, not a curated record